GUCACCAUUUUGAGACAUGGAAGGAUGGAGGAACAACUACUAAUCACAUUGAUCUCUCUGUUUUUCUUUCCGGUCGUCAGUGUCCUGCUCUUGGUCAUCAUCCUAGCAUCACUAGGCAAAUCUCUUGGAAUAAGGAAGCGAUAUGUGCAGUUCUUACUCCGUGUUUUUGAGUUUGGGCGGGUGAAGAUAGCUCACUACCAGUCCACACAAGCAGAGGAUGAGGAGGAGAAGUCGGAUGAUGAAGUCAUUGUGGAUGAUUCAAAUAUCAAUGAAAAUGGACAGACCAACUUAAUUAAAAGGGACAUUACUUUAUCAGCAACACAAGGAUUUAUUAUUCCUGACAGUUACAUCCCUAGUGUGGAUACAAUCAAGAAAGAGUUCCAUCUUGCAGAUACAAUGUACUUCGCAAAAUGUGGAAUGGAGGCUAUUAUCGAAGAUGAUGUAACAAAGCGUUUUUCAGCAGAAGAAUUGUCAUCAUGGAACUUGUUAUCGAGAUCAAAUAUAUCUGGCUACCAUUUCAUAAGCUUUCGACUGACCUUUUUGUGGUGUGUUGGAUUUUUAGUUCGCUAUUUUGUUCUGUUUCCUUUCAGAUUGACCAUAGCAGUGCUCGGCGUAGGAUGGCUCAUCAUAUGUACAGCAUUUAUUGGCUAUCUCCCCGAAGGAAGAUCAAAGAGGGCAUUGAAUGAAUAUGUCAUGCUGAUGUGCUUCCGGAUUUUAGCCCGAGCUUGUUCAGCCAUCAUUACAUUUCACGAUGAAAACAAUCGCUCCAGGAAUGGUAUCUGUGUUGCUAAUCACACUUCCCCCAUCGAUGUCAUCAUUAUGUCGGUGGAUAAUUGCUAUGCUAUGAUUGGCCAGUCACAAGGAGGCUUGCUGGGGAUCCUACAGCGAGCAAUGGCCAGAGCCACUGCACAUAUCUGGUUUGAGAGGUCUGAGGCUAAAGACAGAAAUUUAGUUGUUAAUAGGUUACGAGAACACGUACAGGAUAAAGAUAAACUCCCUAUCUUAAUAUUUCCAGAAGGUACUUGCAUUAACAACACUUCUGUUAUGAUGUUUAAAAAGGGAAGCUUUGAAGUUGGAACAACAAUUUACCCAGUAGCUAUAAAAUAUGAUGCCAGGUUCGGGGAUGCUUUCUGGAACAGCAGCAAGCAAGGGAUGGUGGCCCACCUGAUUAGUAUCAUGACCAGCUGGGCACUGGUGUGUGAUGUCUGGUAUCUACCACCCAUGUCUAGAAAAGAAAAUGAGCUUGCAGUUGAUUUUGCAAACAGGGUUAAAUCAGAAAUAGCUAGCAAAGGAGGAUUAGUAGAUUUAGAAUGGGAUGGUCAGUUAAAGAGGAUGAGGGCCAAAGCAUCGUGGAGGGAAAAACAACAGGAAAACUACAGUAAGCUGCUGAAAGUGGAGUGAAGACAAGGCUAUAGUCAACAUUAACGUAUAGAUGUGUGUGUGUGCAUGUAUUACAACAAGUUGAAUUAAUGGGAGGUUGCACAAGCUGCAGUCUAUGUAAAAGGUUUCCUGUCUAAAUGUCUCCUGAAUAUGACAGUGUCACAUAAAUAUGUUAUAAAUCGAAAGGAUUAUCAAUCAGAGGAAUGAGUUGCAACAGUGUUCAAAUGAGAUCCUAGACUGAAAUGUUAUGUCCAACUUAGCUGUUAACGUAAGUGUAUGUGUUUGGUGACAAGAAGAUAAAAUUCAGUUGGGAAGAUCAGGGUAAUGCUUUAUCAGCGGAAGGGUCCACAGUUCAGUAUACCCACUUGUGUGAGAAACACUUGAGUAUAACAAUAUAAUAUAUUGAUACCAAAUAAAUAUCAGUAACAUUUGUACAAUGUAUUAGUUAUAAAAAAUAUUUUGACUGCUAAACUGAGCAUGAUAAUGUCUUGUAUACCAGCAAACAGUCCACUCCAGGACAUGGAUCUGUCAACCCAUAUGUUCAUAGGAAAGCCUGGUAUAUUUUGGUUCUGUACAAAGAUUUGUGCUGUACUGCCUCACAUUCCAGAAUUUAUGUUCAGCAACACAUUGUUUUUUUCUGUUAUCUGAUGCUCUUGAGCUGAAGGGUCAUUUGUAUGUAUACAUUGUCAUUUAUUUAUAAAUGUUGAUCAGUGAUUGGAGCAGUAGUAACUCCACAAAAAUUGUUUUCAUUUCCUGACAUCAGUAUUCUGCUACAGUGAAAUGUGCAAAUACUCCAGAAAGCAGUCUAUAUGCAAAUAGAAAAUGAUAUUAGUGUCUCUUGUUUUAGACUUCCAUGUUGCUCUGUGUCUGUGUUCGAUAUACUGAUGGUGUCCUCAUGGACAUUUUCUAAAUUAACCCCAUACAUGUUUGUUUUGACCUCAGCAUUACUGGUCUGUCAUUUAUGAUGGAAUUAAAUGGUUAUAGAAAUCCCUACAGAGUCUUGUUUCAGCUGUGAAAACUACCUCCCACACUACAGUCCCAAGUACAGAACAACAGGAGUUACUGUCAAGUGUCUUGAGAUUUUUUUAGGGAGGGGGGUGGAGAUUUAGUUGUUAUAGGCACUAAGACAUCUUUUGAAACACCAAACAUUUACUUUCCAAAUGAAAAAAAAAAUUCACUUUUUUUCAGCGAUACUGUUGUAGCAUAUCUCUUAUGUUCUUAUCUGGACAUAUUUAGGGUAUAUAUUUUCAGUAGUAUUGUAAUACUAGGAGAUAGGAAAUGUAAAUAAGAAUAUAUGUACAAUAUUUGUUGGUACCAGGAUUAGUAAUUUUUCAAUUGCACUGUUUGAUGUGUGUUAGGAUGAAUAUGACAUUGUUCUAUGUACAAUAACCUGUCACUAAAAGUUCAAAUCAGAAGCAGGUAGACAGCACGAAGGUGAAUAUGGUCAGUACUGGCUAUGCAUGUUGUCAGGUGAACCUUCUUUUUUGUGUAAGAGCCCUUAAAAACUUGGGAUACACCUGCAGGCUAGGUCAGUGUUCAGCUGGGAAGAUUGGAUCUGUGUGUUGCAGGUAUUGUGUUAGUCCUAUUUAUUAACCACAGGUCAUCGUAAUCAAAUCCUUUGGUUGUAUGAGACCACCCCCUUUUGAAGGAAUUUAUUACAUACUGAUUUGCACUUGUGUUUUCACUAAGUUGAUAAUAUGUGAACUGUGAGCUGAAAUCAUAUCAAGUCAAACGCUGUGAUAUUUAUUGUCAUUGUCUGCAGCCGUGUUGCAUGAACGUGAACAGUAUAGCAUACACAUUGUUUACUGAUGUGACAGUGAGAUGUACCCAGCAUGUAAUCUUACUGUGUCAUGUUUAAUGCCUGCAACUGUCAAUUGAAUAUUAUGAUAAUAUUGAUAACAUGCUCAGCAAUAAGAUAGAAGUAUGUGACAACAUCGCUUUGGUCAACCGAUGUUAAUGGAGGGGAAUAUAUCUUGACUCCUGAUCAAACUUUCAACAGGAAUGAUUAUUUUUGGAGAAAUAACCUCUUUCUCUUUUUUAGUGUUGAAUAAUCAUUGUAGGGCUGUUUCCAGUUGAGUUUCCGGCUCUGCAGUCUUUAGAGAAGUGACAACAGUCUCUGCAAAAUACUUCUUAAUCAUGGGCUUUGUGAAAACAAGGGCAUUCUUCUCUGUAAUAUUCAUCUGAUUAUUUAGUAAUUUAUAAAUAUUGUGAACAGUGACAUCAUAGUGUUUGUGAACUAAAACGAAACAAGAUACCUUUGAGAAUAUCCUUUAUCAUGGUGUCAGAUUGUCAACAGAAUACCAUCCUUUGUCUCAAGGUGAUCUAUUAUAUGUUAAAGUACAAGAGUUUUACCUUUAUCGGACUAGUUUUACAAGAAAGCAAAGAAUAAUAAGAAUUUUAUUACAAUAUUUUUAUGAUUUACGUAAAAAUGUUGACAGCAUAUCAUUCUUUGGAAAUAGUUUUGGCCAAUUCUAAAAAUGUCUCUUGUCAUGUCCAGAGCAGCAUGCCUCAGUCAUUACCACUGUUCACCAGGAAACCGUGGUUACCAUAUAAAAGUUAUUCAUGAACUUGAAAGCCACAUUAUCAGUUUCAUUCUAAGCCCACCUGGACCAAAGUUGAAAUUGUGCAUGAACAACUCCACCAAUGUAUGGUUAGUGAGUAAAAUAUGUAAUAGGUGUUACAGUAUGGUUAUUCAUUAUCACAAUGUCUGGUUGAUGGUAAUGUCUAUUUCACAAUCAAAAUAAAAGAACUUAUUCUUGAGGUCGGAUCCUUAAUUGCUCAGAUUUUGUGUGAAAAAAACAUGCUACAGCAAUAAUGCAAUGCAUGGCUUGCUAUUUCACUUUUCCACCCAAAGACAUUAAAGAUUUUGAAAUUUCAUUCAUAAUGAUCAUUUUAAGUAAUAAUGCUUGUACUCGAAUAUCCAGGUGAAAGACUAACCCUUCUGUUGCUAUCUUUCUUUCACUUUGGACAGAUCAGUGAUCCAAACCCUGUUUGGGUCUCUAGUAGUGAUGUGUCUGGUCAGUGUGAAUCACCUUAUUAUGGUGGGACUAUUUAUGCUCUUUUUCUCGAGGGUAAAGUCAGGUUUUCUUUUAUUUUCAGCUCUUGACUUUUGUCACUUGCUACUUGCCAUCUGUGAUUUAACAAUCAUAGUUAAUGUCCAGAAAUAAAUCUUCUCUGAUGGAUAGUUUACGCUCUGUCUAUAUGCAAAGGCAUACUACAACAAACAUUUGUGAACACCAUCUCAUGUGUUGAACUCUAGUCAACAGUGAAUUUGCUGAUGGUUGUAGCAUUCCUGCAAACUACUUUUACCUUUUGUCAGUGACUUUGACAGAUUGAUCACUCCAUUGAGAUCCACUAUUUACCAGUAGAACUGCAUCUCAAAACACCAGCAAUGUGAUGUUUUAUGUGUAGUUGUUAUAUUUACUUUACUGACUUGUUCCCAUCUACUUUAAAGUUAGUUUGUUUUCCAAUAACUGGUGACACUUUGAAAACAACCUUUAAGCAGUGAUAUCCUAAAGAUUAGUUUGAUCAUUUGGUGCCUAUAUUGAAUGUGUAAUAAUUUGUACUAAGGUUACUUAUAGGUUAUAGGAAUUUGUAAGUGGAGUGAUAGCUUUUUAACAGAUGUUGCAGGAAUAUGAUGUCAUAUUUGCUGAUCAUGAGCAUUUUAUGCGUGAGUGACUUGUCUUGUUGAUUUAUACAUGGAUUCUUAGCUCAUGACUUGUUACUGGCAAGUCAGGGUCAACACUUGCCAACAAAUUGUUCCUGUUUAUUUGUAAAAUAGUGUCCACAAUAAAAAUAUGUUUAAUAGAA
Molecule: messenger RNA, 5190 nt
Organism: Haliotis rufescens (red abalone)
Lineage: Eukaryota; Metazoa; Mollusca; Gastropoda; Lepetellida; Haliotidae
Product: glycerol-3-phosphate acyltransferase 3-like
Exons: 14
Coding region: 25-1401 (458 amino acids)
Biological process (GO): triglyceride biosynthetic process
Cellular component (GO): endoplasmic reticulum
Molecular function (GO): glycerol-3-phosphate O-acyltransferase activity
Source: RefSeq, a predicted model, not a curated record